UUUGGAAUAAAUGGAACAGAUAUUUUCAUUGCACAAACACGGCAUACAUUUAUGAAGAAUCCAUAGAACAAUAUGUGCAGCGUACAUCCCAACAUUUGAGUACAGUGCCAGUGAGGUUUGAUAAUCUUAUUGUGCUGCUCACUGUGGUUUCACUCUUUCAGCACCAUAAUGAACAGUAGUCGUAUCAUUGUUAGUAGUUCAGCACCAUGGAGAGCAACAUUUAACCCAGUCGUCAUAGUGAAAUUAAAAUAAGUCUGAGUCUUGUACAUUUCAAGCAGAAAUUUGAGGUACUUGUACUUUCAUGAGUAUCCUUUCUGCUUCUACAUGACUACAUUUCAAAGGUAGGCAUUGCAUUUGGCAGCUUUAGUUACUAGUUACAAAUUAGUACUUUUGCACAAAAAAUACGAAGAGCUUCUAAAAUGUGAUGUUUUGUUAUAUAUUAAGCAAACCACCAGUAUAACCAAAACAAUUAGUUAUUCAUUCAAUUAGCUUAUAGGAAGAAAAUUAAUUGGAAAAAUAAUUCUAAUGAUCUGAUCUCACUGAUCAGUGUAAUUAGUCCACCACCACCCUUCCUUCUGAUUUCAGGUUACAUCAUUAAGAACUCUUUAAGAAGUGUGAAGUGCAUGUACUUCACACGCAGUAGUACAGACAAUCUAAGAAUGUCCAACAGCUUGGGAGUUGAGGACAAGUUCUUGCAGCUUUUCCUUUCCGUUGGUCCAUUUCUUUCACUGCCUCCGCAAUCUAAAUGUCAGAGCUAUAAAGCCAAACUCCUAUACUGCCAUUAAUGUCAAUCCCACCCUUAUAAUGUCAGUGAAGUACAGUCUGUAAUGUUUUGUUGUCAUAAAUAAGAUGCAAAAAUUGAAGGUUUAUUAUUAUUAAAUCACCGCAGUGAAGUCAUACUAUUAAUUUACACAGAUUGCUAGAGGGCAAAACCAAGUAAAACAUUUGGGUGUUUACAUAACAUGAGCUCAGCAUCUGUAUACUGUUUGUGGUUGCACUUGCUGUCUAUUAAACCAUGCUUAAAUAAUUUUCUGGCUCUUAAAAACUCAAAAUAAAGAUUAAAUGUAUAACAUAUUUUUUCACUCCUUUAAGAUCAUUUGAAUAGGCCUACCUUGAGAAGACGAUUCGAAGAAAAAUAAUCAGGGUUAAUAAAAGUUUACGGGGUUGAUGCAUUUGGAAUUAAAUGUGCAUUUGUUGUAAUGGAUUUGAGGAUUAGCAAAAUGACUAAAUUAACACCACCUAAAAUUGACACUGAGUCAUCAGUGAGUAGCCUUCUGAUGAAACACUUACCCUUUUCACAGUCUCUCGCAACUCACAUACUGAGGAGGAGGAGGAUGUCGACAUGUCUGCGCUAACACUGCAGAACUCCAACUUCUACAACUGAAAGUGCUUAAAUGGAUUCCAAUCGCUCUGAAAAGGCACCAGGCGAGGACGGAGAAGUGUACGAGAAACAUUUUGCGCUCAUCAGAGCUGGGAUUUUGGCUUUGGUUUUUUUGCUUGCAACAUGUGGAAAUCUGUUCUUCUUGGUCACACUUUGGAAGAAGCGAAAAAGAAACACAAGGACCCAGUUGUUCCUCUUGCACUUGUGUCUGGCAGAUCUGGUGGUGGCUUUUUUCCAAGUCUUGCCACAAUUUCUCAUCGAAAUUACACACAGGUUUAGAGGUACCGACUUCCUGUGCCGGUCCGUCAAAUACUUGCAGGUGGUGGGGAUGUUUGCCUCCACGUACAUGAUAGUGGUCAUGACCAUAGACCGGUACCAUGCGGUUUGUAACCCCAUGGUUUCCUUCUUUAAGGGCUCAUUUAGGAGGUACCUCUCCAUAGGCGCAGCGUGGCUGAUCUCCCUCGUCUUCAGCUCUCCUCAGCUCUUCAUCUUCUCUCUCCAAGAAGUGGAGGAGAACCAGUACGAUUGCUGGGCGACAUUUAUUGAACCGUGGGGGAGCCGAAUCUACAUCAGCUGGAUCACUCUGUCAGUGUAUGCCCUGCCUGCUGUCAUUCUACUCUAUUGUCAGUUAAGGAUAUGCACAGCAAUCUAUUUCAAUAUGAAGAGAAAGACGCUGCAGACGGGACACGCAGGCAAGAAGGGGGUGUCCAACGCGAAGCUGAAGACUGUGAAAAUGACAUUUGUUAUCAUAAUGACAUACACAGUGUGUUGGAGCCCAUUCUUUGUGGUCCAGUUGUGGUCUGCAUGGAGCCCAAGCAGUGCCCCUACUCAAGGGCGAGUGUUUGCCAUCAUCAUGCUGCUGGCCAGUCUCAACAGCUGCACCAACCCUUGGAUUUAUCUCUACUACAGCUAAAAACAAAACAAAACAAAACAAAACA
Scatophagus argus is the source of this 2319-nucleotide messenger RNA. It is a transcript of the gene avpr2l, whose product is annotated as arginine vasopressin receptor 2, like. The record is from RefSeq and is a predicted model, not a curated record. NCBI's taxonomy places the organism in Eukaryota, Metazoa, Chordata, Actinopteri, Scatophagidae. The coding region runs from base 1395 to 2294 and encodes 299 amino acids. Gene Ontology annotation, molecular function: peptide binding; vasopressin receptor activity. Gene Ontology annotation, cellular component: membrane. The transcript is spliced from 2 exons. Gene Ontology annotation, biological process: positive regulation of vasoconstriction; G protein-coupled receptor signaling pathway; regulation of systemic arterial blood pressure by vasopressin.